AGGUCUUCUCUGGGUGGGCGAGAUCUGUACAGAUCUGGCUAUGGUUUUAAUGAACCCGAACAAAGCCGCUUCGGAGGUAGUUAUGGUGGUCGAUUUGAGAGCUCCUACCGGAAUAGCCUUGACUCUUUCGGAGCAGUUUUUCUUCACCCCAUAUGAAGCCUGCACCUGUAGGCUCUCGGGGGAGAGGAACGCCUGCUUAUCCUGAAAGUACGUUUGGAAGCAGAAACUAUGAUGCUUUUGGAGGACCAUCAACAGGCAGAGGCCGAGGCCGAGGACAUAUGAGUGAUUUUGGAAGCAUUCAUAGACCUGGAAUUGUUGUUGACUAUCAAAAUAAAUCCGCCAAUGUGACAGUUGCUGCUACAAGAGGAAUAAAGAGAAAAAUGAUGCAACAAUUUAAUAAGCCCAGUGGAACCUUCAUCAAGAAACCCAAGCUAGCAAAACCUGUGGAGAAGAUGAGCCUCAGCAAAUCACCUAAUAUCCUAGCAAAAAUUGAUCCAAAAAAUGAAGAAGAAGAAGAAAAGCGGCGAAUUGAGGCUCGGCGAGAGAAACAAAGGCGCAGAAGGGAAAAAAACAGUGAGAAAUAUGGAGAUGGAUACAGAAUGGCAUUCACAUGUUCAUUUUGUAAAUUUCGAACGUUUGAAGAAAAAGAUAUUGAACUGCAUCUGGAAAGUUCUUCACACCAGGAAACAUUAGAUCAUAUUCAGAAACAAACUAAAUUUGAUAAAGUAGUUAUGGAGUUUUUGCAUGAAUGUAUGGUGAAUAAAUUCAAGAAAACAUCUAUUCGUAAGCAACAGACAAAUAAUCAAACAGAAGUAGUCAAAAUAAUUGAAAAAGAUGUUAUGGAAGCAGUUCCCCAAAAUCAACAUAUCCAAAAAACUCUGUCCUAUCUUUGAGCAUCCUCCAGCCCA
Messenger RNA from Myotis lucifugus (little brown bat), 908 nucleotides. RefSeq names its product DBIRD complex subunit ZNF326-like. The transcript is spliced from 7 exons. Gene Ontology annotation, biological process: regulation of DNA-templated transcription elongation. Gene Ontology annotation, molecular function: DNA binding. The record is from RefSeq and is a predicted model, not a curated record. Gene Ontology annotation, cellular component: DBIRD complex; nucleus. Lineage: Eukaryota; Metazoa; Chordata; Mammalia; Chiroptera; Vespertilionidae. Bases 153 to 893 code for a protein of 246 amino acids.